AUGCCUGGCAUCACUUCUAGCACCAACAUGGAGGAUUACGCUGAUAUGUUGACACCUUCUGAUUCUCCCUCCGAAUCCCCCUUCUACCCUGUCACUCCUCCCCUGAGCUCCGUUCCCUCGGAGACAGAUCUCACCCUCAAGACCACAGCUGAUAUCACCUCUGAAGACAUUCCCGUUGUAGCCGUUGUUGGUGUUGGUUAUGUUGGAACACAUCUCGUCAGCUCCUUCUCAUCCAAGUACCAGGUCAUCAGAUUUGAUGUUUCAGAGAGACGCAUCAAUGACCUCCGCCAAGAGUUCAAGGGAAACAUGAGGGUCCAGUUCUCCCGUACCCAGAGCGAUCUCGUCUCAGCUACCCACUUCCUCAUUUCAGUGCCUACUCUCCUGAGACCCAACAAAACCAUUGACUCUUCAUACCUCCGCGAUGCCUUGAAGAUGGUCUGCCAGGUGGCCCGUCGAGGCUCAACUAUCGUUAUUGAAAGCUCUGUCGCUGUUGGCAUGACUCGCGAGCUGGUCGGCCCCAUUGCCAAAUGCCUCGGACUCUUUGCUGGCAUGUCCCCAGAGCGCGUUGACCCCGGCCGAACCGAACCUCCUGUCAAGUCAAUCCCCAAGAUUAUCUCUGGUCUCGAUGAUAUCUUGCCUGGCUCCCUCGCGGCUAUUAACCGCAUCUACUCCACCAUCUUCGACAAUGUUGUUACCGUUUCUAAGCCUGAGGUUGCCGAGAUGAUGAAGCUAUACGAAAACUGCCAACGUAUGGUCUGUAUCGCUUAUGCGAAUGAGAUGGCCGAUGCCUGUAUCCCCCACGGUAUUGACCCUUACGAGGUAUGCUCUGCAGCCUCUACCAAGCCCUUUGGCUACAUGCCUUAUGCCCCUGGUGUUGGUGUUGGUGGUCAUUGUAUCCCUGUCAACCCCUAUUAUCUCCUUUCCAAUAGCUCAUUCCCUCUCCUUGAGGCUUGCUCGUCGGCUAUGAAUAACCGCCCAGCCAAGCUUGCGCAUCGCCUACUCUCCUCCCUUCCCAUCACAAAGCCACGGUCACGUAUCCUUGUUGUUGGUCUGGGCUUCAAGCCUGGUCAGUCUCAGCUUGACAAUCCCCCUGGUCUGGAUCUGGUGCGAAGCCUCGCUGUUUCAGGUGCUCAGGUUGACCUCACAUGGGCCGAUACCCUUGUUAAGCAGGAGGCCGUUCCUCAGGUUCAGCGUCUUGCUGAGCACCAGUGGAACAAGGAGUUCCUGGAGACCUUUGAUGUUAUUGUGGUGGCUAUGAAGCAGCACGACAUGGACUUUUCUCUGCUGGCAGACUUGAAAGACGUCCGUGUUGAGAACUGGUGCAAAUAA
Messenger RNA from Fusarium coffeatum, 1329 nucleotides. RefSeq lists its product as uncharacterized. The transcript is spliced from 3 exons. The record is from RefSeq and is a predicted model, not a curated record. Gene Ontology annotation, molecular function: oxidoreductase activity, acting on the CH-OH group of donors, NAD or NADP as acceptor; oxidoreductase activity, acting on the CH-CH group of donors, NAD or NADP as acceptor; NAD binding. Lineage: Eukaryota; Fungi; Ascomycota; Sordariomycetes; Hypocreales; Nectriaceae. Bases 1 to 1329 code for a protein of 442 amino acids. Gene Ontology annotation, biological process: polysaccharide biosynthetic process.